This is a messenger RNA of Mercenaria mercenaria, 2218 nucleotides long. RefSeq lists its product as uncharacterized. Bases 4 to 1200 code for a protein of 398 amino acids. The transcript has a single exon. NCBI's taxonomy places the organism in Eukaryota, Metazoa, Mollusca, Bivalvia, Venerida, Veneridae. The record is from RefSeq and is a predicted model, not a curated record. Gene Ontology annotation, molecular function: protein binding.
AACAUGUUGAGAGCGAAAGACGUUGCAUUUGAGCAUAUCGAAGACCUUUACAACUCACUUAACAAACAGUUGUGCAAAAGAAAAGUAGAAGAUUUGAAUAAAGUUUUGCCAUACAAAAACAAAUGUCAGGCUAUUACAUUUGACAUUAAAACACUUGAAUCUUUUUUCAAGGAGAAGAAGAAAUGUGACAAGUACCAUUUGUUUCUAGCAAUGAAAACGGCGGACAUUAAGAUUAAAUCGAAUUUGGAUGAUCUGAAUGAAAUGAAGUCUGAGAAAUGUUUGAAAGUUAGAAGGUACUCUUUCAAGCCUGAUUCAGGAAUUACAAAUAUGAGCACACAACCAGUCAGUUUUGGUUUGUUUGAUGAUAUAGAUAAUGCCACAAAAUUAGCAAACCCAGUCGCUACCUUGCAUGCCGGUGAUGUGGACGAUGAAAAUACAUGUUGUGUCACAGGGCUUACAGUUUUAUCAAACACCCGUCUUGUGUUAGUAGAUAACAAUAAUAGAUCAGUCAAACUACUUAAUACAGAGGAAGGUACGAUCAUGUCCAAAGUUAAAUACGAAUCAGCUCCGUGGGAUAUCACUCUCCUCAAACCAGGCAAGCAAUUAGUGGCCAUUACUGUACCCGAGACUGAAAAUGUUCAUUUUUUAUCUGUAAUUGAAAACGCAAUCCUGGAGAAAUUGCAACAGAAACAUAUAAAAGUUAAUGGAAAAUGCUACGGAAUUACAAAUUCCAAUGACAAAAUAUUCGUUACUGUCAUGGUAGGCGGUGGACAAUCAGCAAAGCUUGAACAGUAUGACCUAGACGGACAGUUGACGACCUCAGUAAAGCUCGGCGCUUGGAAACCACUGUACGUAAUAUUGAAUGCAGAUGAGACAACACUAUAUAUUUCAGACAACGCUCGGGAAAGACAUAUUACAGAACUAUCCAGACAAAAUAUGCGACAAUUAAAUACACUUAGUUUAUGCAGAGAUGAAGUUAUUGGGAUGACUGUAGACAAAACCGGUGCUCUGUAUUAUUGUGAUUCGUACUACUAUGCCAUUGAUUAUGUUAAUAUUGGCAACAAAAAGGGUGAGAGAAAGCGCAUAAACCUUCUUCCGAAAGCAACUCCUCAUCCAAAAUGUUUGGCAUAUUUCAAUCCAACAGACACACUUUUUGUUGGAAAAGAUGGAAAUGACAUUGAUGUAUAUACUGUACUGUGAACGAAAAGAAAAGAAGAUAAUAUUUUGAAAACAUAUGCUAGCAUAUAUCAAGACCGAAAAAGUAAGCACACUAUUCAGUAUACAUAUGAGUCAUUGCUUAAAAAAUUAAUGAGUAUACUCGGAAUACACGUAAAUGUCACACCCAUUUAUGAUAAUCACACACCUUAAUCCAAUAUUUACUCAUUUUUUGGCAUGAGCUGUGGCUCCAAGCAAUUAUAUUGUUUUCGGUUAUUUUCCAACCCAACUGUAGCUUAGUGUAAGGAGGAGAAGUGUGGAAACAAAAUGCAAACAAGAGGAAAAUAUCAUGACUCCACCGAUUGUUCAACUACCUAUGGACAGUUCGCUUUCAACCAUGGCAUUUUUUUGAGGACUUCCCUAUUUUGCGGACAUGCAUCAAGAUCCAUACCACCUUUCGUUUUAUUCUGCUUAACAUGACUGUAUCCAAUUGUCUUACAUGUUUCAGAUAGUCAAAUUACGUGAAUUUCUUGUUUAAUUGUUAUUGGUAAUUUAAAGAUCUUCUCUUUUGUUACUUAAAUAUUCAAUUCUUAUCUGAUUUCUUAUGAACAAGUUGAAAGAAAACGAACUAAAAGAUUAAGGCUCAAUGUAAUUAAGUUUGUUUGUUUGUUUUGUUGGAUUUAACGUCGCACCGACACAGGAUAGGUCAUAUGGCGACUUUCCAGCUUUAAUGGUGGAGGAAGACCCCAGGUGCCCCUCCGUGCAUUAUUUCAACACGAGCGGGCACCUGGGUAGAACCACCGACCUUCCGUAAGCCAGCUGGAUGGCUUCCUCACAUGAAGAAUUCAACGCCCCGAGUGAGGCUCGAACCCACAUCGAUGAGGGGCAAGUGAUUUGAAGUCAGCGACCCUAACCACUCGGCCACGGAGGCCCCCCCAAUGUAAUUAAGUGAUUGAAUAAAAAUAUGUAAUUAUAUUUCUCUGAAAUAAAUACCUUUGUUCUUUAAUAAUAUACAUAUUGUUUUGUUUGCGAUGAUGAGGUUUUAUACUUUGAAAAAAAAAAU